Molecule: messenger RNA, 300 nt
Organism: Morchella importuna
Lineage: Eukaryota; Fungi; Ascomycota; Pezizomycetes; Pezizales; Morchellaceae
Exons: 3
Coding region: 1-300 (99 amino acids)
Source: RefSeq, a predicted model, not a curated record
AUGAUUGUUCCCAAACUCGAGAUUAGGUUUAGCGCACUCGAACGAUCCACAGAUAAGUUCAGCCCUAUGACGGUUUCUUCCCCUUCAUCUCGCAAAGUUCAACAACAGCUCCUCCAUCUCCCCAUACCUCCUCCGCCGCGCAAUUCUGACAAACUUGGAACCAUCAUCAUACUGCGUCGACCUGCCCAGGCAGCCGCCGUACCCAGCAACACCCUCGCAGUCUCCACGUUCCCGCAUCUCACGGCCCUCUCCAGCGGGCUAUACCUAAAACGAUCCACCUCGUCCAGCGAGGCCCCAUAA